Molecule: messenger RNA, 4727 nt
Organism: Octopus bimaculoides (California two-spot octopus)
Lineage: Eukaryota; Metazoa; Mollusca; Cephalopoda; Octopoda; Octopodidae
Product: zinc finger protein 32-like
Source: RefSeq, a predicted model, not a curated record
UUAUAUUCGGCCAACACCGGUUGCUAAGUUAUCUCUCUUAGUGACUCUCCAUCAUUCAUUGUAAAUCUGUUUCUUUCAAAAACCUUCCCUCCUCAUCUUCAUCCUCUCUCUCCCUAUAGAUAUAUCUAAUCUACAUGUGUUUAGUAUAUAAUACUAUAUCACCUUAUAUACACUACUAUGUAUAUCCAUUAUCGGAAUUUGUUGGAGGUGUGAGACUAGCCACCUUGUCCAGUGGUCCUGUGAACAUCAGAAGAGAAAGUUUAAGGAAACAUCAUCCUCUCUCCUCUUCACAUACAGAACUGCCGUUCCCACUUGAGUGAUGACAUCUUGGAGCAGAAAGACAACAUCACUCGGUGGAGUCUAGUCUACUGGAAACUAAGAUCUCGUAGCAAAGUAGCUGUGUGUUGUAUGAUUGUUCCACUGCUGGAUCUUCUCAAACUCUUUCCUCAUGUGAUAUCAUGGAUAUAAAAUGGAGAUUGGCAAUUAGAGAAAGAUCUCACAGGAGAAUAUUGUUGAAAUCUAUUCUUUAUUAACCUGACAAUAACACAGCAAGGUAUUCUGUCAUAGCAAUCUACAAGGUAUAUCAGCCCACAAGAGGAUACCAUAUCAUAUUACAACAUAAUACUAUACAAUAUUAUACUGUAUUAUAUAAUCAACCAAGAGGAUAUCAUGCUAUAUUAGCCUACAAAAGGAAUUUUUUAUUUGUAUUUCUGUUUUUCUUUCAAAUUUUAAACUGGAAACCAAAGGUUACCUCUGUAGUGUGUAUGACAGGUUUAUAGUAGCAGUGUGUUGUACAUAUUAGGAGUGUGUGGCGUUUACUAGAGGUGUGUAGUACAUUGGAGAGAAGCGGGUGUGCUGUGUCUGGUAGGAGAAGCACUUCUCAAAAAUGCAGUUUCCUCAAAGGGAAGCUCGAAACCUGCAUCUGCAGGUGGGGGAGCAGGUAUUUCCUGAGACUAUCGGUCAAGAACAGCGACAUCCAGCACACCAUCACCACCAACACCACCAUCAGCAACACCAACAUCAACCGCAUAGUCACUACUCCAGCAACCAGCCGACUCAAUACAACAAUCCAAAGAUUAAUUACAAUGGCACUUCGGUGAAAGAUUCCAGUGACAAAAGAAAUAAAAGAUCUGCACAUUCUGGCAUGGCCGAUGCUGGCAGCAAGGAUACGACUUCUUCAUCAUCAGUGACAUCUCAUUCACAAAACCUUUUCCUGCAAUCACACUCAGCUGUCAAGAAGAACUCUAUUUGUAGCCCUAGCAGCAGCAACAACACUAACAACAACAGCAGUGGCUCAGGUGGGGGAGGUAAAGGCAGUUCUGGCCUGAAACUGAACCUGAGUUCCAGUGGUCACUACAGCCUCAACAGCAGCACUCUCAGCAACAGUGUUCUCAAUGCCAGUGUCUUUAACUCAAAGCCAUUGUUUUCAGUGCAGAAAUCUCAGCAACAUCAGCAGCUGCAGCAGCAACAACAACAACAACAACAAACUCAGCAACAACAACAACAGACUCAACAACAACAACAUCAGCCGCCACAACGACACCAGCAUCACUCCUACACCAAAUACUCUCUCAACAAACCAUUUCAUUGUAACAUAUGUGGCAAUCCAUUCUUGCGUCGUCGAACUAUGGAAGUCCACGAGAGAACCCACAGCGGUAUCCGACCCUUCGGUUGCAGUAUGUGUUCGCGCCGUUUCUUCCAAAAAGACAAGUUAAUCAUUCACGAAAGAACUCAUACUGGAGAGAGACCCUUUGGCUGCGUGUUCUGCUCGAAACGCUUUGCUCGUCGCGACACCCUAAAUAUCCAUAUCAGAAUCCACACAGGGGAGAGGCCCUACGUGUGCAGUUACUGCUCAAAGGGUUUCUCUCAGAAAGACAAAUUACAGAUACAUGAACGAACUCAUUCCGGUGUCAAACCGUAUCAUUGUUCUAUUUGUGAAAAACUGUUUGCACGAAAAGAUGCGUUAAACGUGCAUCUGCGAACCCAUUCUGGAGAGAAGCCCCAUCGCUGUGAAUUCUGCGGGAAACAAUUCUCCCAACGAGACAAACUAAUGCUGCACAAACAAACGCAUUCUACUUAAUAGUUCACCCCAUUUCUGACUCAUUUCAUUUUCAUAGUUGUUUCAUUUUAACCAGGUACAUAUUGUCUGUAAAUAUAUAUUUGUGUAUGUGUGUGUGUGUAUACAUAUGUGCAUGUGUGUUUCAAUGACUAUGAUAAUCCACCAAAGAUCACUGUGUUCAAAUCCUGGAUAUUAACAUGAACAGUGUACAGAAGUAACUACAAAGCUGUAUAUAUAUAUAUAUAUAUAUAUAUAUAUAUAUAUACACACACACACAUACAUAUAGAUACAUACACACACAUAUGUAUAGAUAUAUAUUAUUAACUCAGCAUUAUGAAUUAUGAGCCAAUUACAGUCAAAAUAUCAUUGAAAUGUUUUGUAUUCCGUUGUCUGUUCCAAGUGUAAAGGAACAAUCCCAAAUACUCCCCAUACAGAGGUUACAGCGUUCCUUUGCACUGAAGGUACGAAAGACAACAUCUGGUCAAAAAAGAAACGAAAAGCUUUUUGGUAGCAUUAAUAAAAACCUGAACUAAAUGCUGAGAACAUUAUGAUGCAAAAUAUAAUUACAUAUAAUAAUAAUCAUAAUAAAACAAUAUGAGUGCUUCCAGCUGUCUGCUCCUUUUUUCCUGGCUCAUGACCCCUUCCCUAGACAUCUUGUAUUCUUCUGUUCAACACAGGGUAUUUUGUGAUGGUCUGCCAUGUGACUUGUGUUUUAUAUAUUUACUCUUGGCAGUGUACUACACACUGUCACUGAAAAUUAUAUAUAUUACUGCAGUAUGGAUUUGUAUAAUCUUGGUUUUUCCACCAAAAAUAUACCAACUCCUUCAAACGAACAUUAUACAAAGGAAGCUGCUAGAGAAGAUGAAUGACCUCAUCAGGCAAAAGAGAUGGAAAGCUGCCUUCUAUCAUGACUACACACAACCACUCACAGAUUCUGAGUAUUUUGGGAUUAAGUCUUGAAGAGUCUCACUCAGGACCGAGGAAAAUUGGAAACCUUUGAAACUGACUGCUUGGUUCCCAUAUCCAGAUUGAAAAGUCUGUAAGUUCUCUGUUCCCUUCUAACACAAGUUUAGCUCUGACAUGAGCAGAUGACAAAAUUCAGAGAAGUCUUUGUCCUAUUCCGAUAAGACUGAAGGCUUAUACAGGAUAGGAAAUGAGAACUGGGAUAUGCUACUAAGAAAUAAUAUUAUUUAGAAGUCCUGUGGGGGAUAUUCGAUCAGGUUUACAUCAGCAUCAAUAGGGAAACCCAACAGGACAGCUGUUAAUUUAGAUAGGGAUGAUGGGGUAAAGACUUUUAUAACAAUCUUUUAGCAUUUAAAACAGUUAUAUCUGACCCAAAUAUGUUCAAACCAGCUGGAUCUGGCCUCUCACACCUACCCUACAAUGUCAUUUUAAAAAUAAACAAUCUGUUGUCAAAAUCUUGAAGCUACAAGAUAAUCCAUGAUUAAUUUGAAAGCUAAGGGGUUAAAGAUAAUAUAUUGAACUUUGUUGAUUAAAUCUGCUAAGUUAAAGAUCGAUUUAGUGAGUAAACAUCUUCUCAGAAGAUCAAUAAUGACAUGAGGAGAAUCUCUCCUCUGGCACAACACCUGUGAUGCCAAUUGUGUUAGAGACGGUAAGGUUUACCUGAUUUGAUAUUGUGGAUUUUGAUCCAUUUACUAAACUCUCUAUUGACUGAUAAUGAUAGGGAUACAGGGAUAACUUCACACCGGGGAAACCCUGCCUCAACAAGGGAUUAUCUUGGCUCAAAUGAAUGGACUGUUUAAUCUGUACAUGCAGUUUUUAACAACCUAAUUGGACCUCCCUUCUCUCUUACAUUCUAUACUCUGUGUCAUAAAUCUACAUAAGCAUGCUCUUUGUCUCUUGGCUUUUCAAUACCAAUCAAGUGCUAUAAUUCUGGAAGCAUUCAUAAUCUCGCUUUCUCUCUCUCUCUCUCAUAUAUAUAUAUAUGUGUGUGUGUGUGUGUUAGGCUUCACCUAUGUCACUGGUACACAUUUACAGCUGAGUGGACUGGAGCAGCAUGAAAUGAAGUGUUUUGCUCAAGAAUACAAUAUGUCAGUGUUUUUCUUUUUUUUUUUUUUCCUGCUCCCUGGGACAGAUGUUGGCUUCUUUAUUUCUUUAGGACAAAAGAAUUCGGGCUAGACACUUCUAGCUGUCUAAUGAAUAUUUUGUUUUAUUGGAUCGGGAGCAUUCUGGACAUGACAGGUUCAUAAUUUGUGAUACUGGUUCAAUAAUGAUAAUGGUUUCAAAUUUUGCCAUAAGGGCAGUAAUUUUGGGGGGAGGGGGGAGUCGAUUUGAUUGACCACAGUACACAACUGGUACUCAAUUCAUUGACCCUAAAAGGAUGAAAGGUAAAGUCAACCCUGGUGGGAUUUGAACUCAGAAUGUGAAAACAAACGAAACACUGCUAAGCAUUUCGCCUGGCAUGCUAACCACUCUGCCAGCUUGCAGCCUUAAUAAUAAUAAUAAUAAUUUCAAAUUUUAUGCCACGAGGGAAGCUUGGAGGAGGUGGGAAUGAGUCAAUUACAUCGACCCCAGUGUUCAACUGGUACUUUUUUUUUUAUUGACCCUGAAAGGAUGAAAGACAAAGUUGACCUCGAUGGAAUUUGAAUUCAGAACAUAUUUGUUUUUAUGUUUAGUUACAAUAAAAUCAAUUUUACAUGGGACUGAA